This is a messenger RNA of Lachancea thermotolerans CBS 6340, 1077 nucleotides long. RefSeq names its product palmitoyltransferase ERF2 (gene ERF2). NCBI's taxonomy places the organism in Eukaryota, Fungi, Ascomycota, Saccharomycetes, Saccharomycetales, Saccharomycetaceae. The transcript has a single exon. Gene Ontology annotation, cellular component: Golgi apparatus; endoplasmic reticulum. Gene Ontology annotation, molecular function: protein-cysteine S-palmitoyltransferase activity. The record is from RefSeq and is a predicted model, not a curated record. Gene Ontology annotation, biological process: peptidyl-L-cysteine S-palmitoylation; protein targeting to membrane. Bases 1 to 1077 code for a protein of 358 amino acids.
AUGAGCGAACGUAAUCUACAAGAGGGCCAUCAUCGAAGCCCGACUAAUGGAGAAUGUAAAGUGCCCACACAGGAGCCAAACGCCCAGCCCAGCUGGUGGAGAGACUGCUUAUACUGGCUUGUAACAUUUGAAGCCCGGGAGACAAGAAAAUCGAACUAUAGCUCCAUGCCCAAGGUAGUCAACUACAACUUUUUUUUGGGAGGCCGCCUGCGAGCGGUUUCUGGCACAGAACCUCUCUCGCUUUUCGUCCUAAUUGCACUAUUGGCUCCCAUGGUUCUGUAUUCCAUAUUUGAAGCACAAGCUCUGUGGCGGCUGGGCCGCGGACAUGGUGCGCUUGUGAUACUGUUCUACUACUUUUGGGCCAUUUGUCUCGUGUCUUUCAUAAAAACGGCCACAAGUGAUCCAGGAGUACUACCACGCAACGUGCAUGUUCCCAUAGUGGGUGAAGAGUUCCAGCUCCCGCGCAGUUACUACAACAUAAUUACGCUGCCAAGUGCUCAUCCAGAAGGUAAAACCGUGGACGUGAAGUACUGCGCAACCUGCCGAAUUUGGCGACCACCACGCGCAUCGCACUGUUCCACUUGUGAAGCCUGUGUUCUCACACACGAUCAUCACUGCACCUGGGUGAACAACUGUAUAGGUCAGCGAAACUACCGCUACUUUUUGACAUUCUUAGCCAGCUGCUGCCUUGCUACAACGCUGUGCAUCGUGGGCUGUGGAAUCCGAGUUGCACAGGCAACGCGGCCGGACAGGGUGGUUGUGGCGAUCCUACUAAUAAUUUACUGCGCGCUCGGCUUGUGCUAUCCGCUGCUUCUGCUGGUGUACCACAUGUUUCUCACUUCUACUCAGCAAACAACUCGAGAAUAUCUCAAGCAUGUGCCCUCGAAGACCGCUAUCCGCCAAGCGCUCUCGUCUCCAAAUGCGAAUCCCUUUGAAAAAGGCAACCGAAUCAAAAACAUGAUCUCUCUCAUCUGCCAGAGAAGAGGAGUCAGUGUGAUGAGCGCCAGAGAAUCUCAUUCUGCCGGCGAUUGGAGGUUCGUGAGCCUGCCGCAGCCUCAUAGCUUUGAAAAGGUUUGA